This is a messenger RNA of Macadamia integrifolia, 1711 nucleotides long. RefSeq names its product GPN-loop GTPase QQT2. The record is from RefSeq and is a predicted model, not a curated record. Lineage: Eukaryota; Viridiplantae; Streptophyta; Magnoliopsida; Proteales; Proteaceae. Gene Ontology annotation, molecular function: GTPase activity. The transcript is spliced from 7 exons. The coding region runs from base 352 to 1533 and encodes 393 amino acids.
UCCGUCUCUCUAAUCUAUACUGCGAAAUUCUAGGGUGGAAAUCCUAGAGUAGACUCAUUUUCUGGGAAUCGGAAUAAUAACAAGCAACCGAACUAGAUAAGCAGCUCAAAUCACAAGAACAGGUGUAGGAGCUCUUGAGUUGGUUUAUCUUUUCUUUGUCUAGUCGCUUCUGAGGCUGUGAACGAAGGCUUUGGCUUUCAACACAACAUCGAAUCCUAAACUCACUGUUUAUUUGUACUCCCUAGAGGAGGAGUAGCAGAGGUUAAUAUUCGAAGCGGAAGUUGUUCACUGUUCUGUUAGUUCUCGCUUUCCAUCUCUUAUCACUUGUGGGGUUUCUGAAUUUUGAAAGCAAUGGACGUUGAUGAUUCAAAAUUGGUAGGAGUGCCAAUGCAAAUGGACUCUGAGGAAUCGACAAGCAAAAAUUCAAAGGGCAAAGAGAAAGAGGUUCUCACAGAUUCAAUGGACAAACUAAACAUUAAGGAAUCUUCACCUCAGUUCAAGCGGAAACCAGUUAUUAUUAUAGUGGUUGGAAUGGCAGGAAGUGGAAAAACGACAUUCCUUCAUCGAUUGGUUUGCCAUACCCAAGCUUCAAACAUGCGCGGUUAUGUCAUUAACCUUGACCCAGCUGUCAUGACCCUUCCUUUUGGUGCCAACAUUGAUAUACGAGAUACCGUUCGAUACAAGGAAGUCAUGAAGCAGUACAAUCUGGGUCCUAAUGGGGGGAUACUGACAUCACUUAAUUUGUUUUCUACGAAGUUUGAUGAGGUCAUAUCAGUCAUUGAGAAGAGAGCAGACCAGCUUGAUUAUGUUCUUGUGGACACUCCAGGGCAGAUUGAGAUAUUUACAUGGUCAGCUUCAGGAGCAAUAAUUACUGAAGCAUUUGCUUCAACUUUCCCUACAGUAAUUACAUAUGUGGUUGAUACACCUCGUUCAGGAAGCCCUGUUACUUUCAUGAGCAAUAUGCUCUAUGCAUGUAGCAUUCUCUACAAGACACGAUUGCCUCUAGUUUUGGCCUUCAACAAGACUGAUGUGGCUCAACAUCAGUUUGCUUUGGAGUGGAUGGAAGAUUUUGAGGUGUUUCAUGCUGCCUUGGAAUCAGAUAAUUCGUACACAUCAACCCUGACAAGAAGUCUUGCACUUGUCCUCGAUGAGUUCUAUAAGAAUCUCCGGUCUGUUGGGGUUUCUGCGGUUUCUGGUGCUGGAAUGGGGGCCUUGUUCAAUGCUAUUGAAGCUAGUGCUAAUGAGUAUAUGGAUACCUACAAGGCGGAUCUUGAUAAGAGACGGGCAGAGAAGCAACGCUUGGAGGAGGAGCGCCGGCAAGAGAACAUGGAAAAGCUGAGGAAGGACAUGGAGAAAUCCCGUGGUGAAACUGUGGUUUUAAGCACUGGUUUGAAGGACAAGGCCAUGAUGGAGGAAGAUGAAGAGGAUGGGGCAGAAGAUGAAGAUGAUUAUGAGAAGUUUAUGGAGGAGGAAGAUGAUGAUGAUGACGGAACAGAUGAGGGUGAAGAUGAAGUUUCUAGGUUCUCUUUUUAAUUGUCAGUUUGUGUAAAAUGAACCGAGUAGUGACCUGGCUGAGUUAGAAUUGACUGCAUUCAUAGUAUGUGAUUAAAGGUAAUUUUGUUUGUCUUUUUUUUUGUGAAUAUCCAGUUUUGUUUUGGGAAACAUGGCAUGUUUCUUCCGAUUAAUGGCUGUGAGGCAUACUUUUGAGCAA